Molecule: messenger RNA, 1987 nt
Organism: Fukomys damarensis (Damara mole-rat)
Lineage: Eukaryota; Metazoa; Chordata; Mammalia; Rodentia; Bathyergidae
Gene: Hspb8
Product: heat shock protein family B (small) member 8
Exons: 3
Coding region: 546-1136 (196 amino acids)
Biological process (GO): cellular response to unfolded protein
Cellular component (GO): nucleus; protein folding chaperone complex; cytoplasm
Molecular function (GO): protein homodimerization activity
Source: RefSeq, a predicted model, not a curated record
UGGCCCCUCCCAGGCCCCUCUGGGAGCCCAGCUGUUCCCUCAGCGGAUUCUCUGGGGCUGGUUCAUCACCUUGGAAUACUCCUGUGACAGGAGGCGCUAGCAAAACCCGCCUCCAGCCCCCAGCAGCAAAUAAAUAGAAGGCUCCCCGCCCAGAAGCCGGGAGAAGUUUCUAGGUGAGUGUCUCUGAGGUUUAUUAGGCUCCUGGCUCCACUCUCCACUCGACCUCCGCAGUUCUGGCUGGGAGCCUGGGCAGCCAGGGAGGACGGUGGCUUGCUGCUCUCUGCUGAGGCCGUACAGAGAGGGGCCCUGUUGAAUUCUGUGGAAACAGCUGGGGUUCACCUUUGGGGGCCCAGACCCUAGCCUGGUGAGCACGGCUAUUCUUGGCAGUGAAUGGUUCUGCUUCUCCCUGACGGAAGAUCAGCAUUUCUCUGAAGCUGAAACAUAAGUUCUGAAAGCCAUCCCACCUACCUCGCUUUCUUGUGUGACCUUGGGUAGGUGGCUUCCUCUUCUGAGCCUCUGUUCUCCCUGUGAGCUCAGCAUUUACCAUGGCUGAUGGUCAGAUGCCUUUCUCCUGCCACUACCCAAGCCGGCUGCGCCGAGACCCCUUCCGGGACUCACCGCUCUCCUCCCGCCUGCUGGAUGACGGCUUUGGCAUGGACCCCUUCCCGGACGACUUGACCGCCUCUUGGCCUGACUGGGCUCUGCCUCGUCUCCCCUCUGCCUGGCCGGGGACCCUGAGGUCCGGUAUGGUGCCCCGGGGACCCACUGCCCCAGCCAGGUUUGGGGUUCCUGCCGAGGGCAGGAGCCCCCCACCCUUCCCCGGAGAGCCCUGGAAAGUGUGUGUCAAUGUGCAUAGCUUCAAGCCGGAGGAGCUGAUGGUGAAGACCAAGGAUGGCUACGUGGAGGUGUCUGGCAAACACGAAGAGAAGCAGCAAGAAGGAGGCAUUGUUUCCAAGAACUUCACAAAGAAAAUCCAGCUUCCUGCAGAUGUGGAUCCUGUAACGGUGUUCGCCUCACUUUCCCCAGAGGGGCUGCUGAUCAUCGAAGCUCCUCAGGUGCCACCUUAUGCACCAUUUGGAGAGAGCGGUUUCAACAAUGAGCUUCCCCAGGACAGCCAGGAAGUCACCUGUACCUGAGACCCCGGCCUGGGUCCAUCCUCAUUCCCUCCCCAACCCCAGGGCUUCUCUGACUCCAGGGUACCUUACUUUAGCUGAACUCAGAUUUAGUGCAACUAAAAUGUUGGGGAAUAGGGGGAAGGGAGAAUGACCACAGAUUUCCUGGCUACCAUAGCAGUAGAUUUCUCCACAGGAUGACGCAAUAGGUAAACCAUGAUUGUUGCGUUAAAGCCAAAGUACUGGUUUUUCUUUCUUUAUCUUUUCUAUCUUGAUGAAAACAUUGCACAUUCUAUAGUUGCGAAACAAAGAAACGGGGACUUAACAUUUCACGUUGCAUCUUACCUUGCAAGUAGUGCGAGGGUCACUUUUCUCUGGGGACCUCCCCAUUACCCUGCUCUGGGCUUGCCGUUCUCAUGACUGCCUCAUGGUUCCAUCAGUGGAGCCCUUGGCUCAGCCCACUGUGUUUCGACCCCGCUGGCUCACAAAGGGGAAUAGACAGGUCUUAUAUUCCCAGAUGGGAUUUGUCCACCAACCAUAUCAAAUUAAACAGUGCCUUCUGCCCUCUGCCCCAAUGUUUACAGCAUGUUCCCACGGUUCUCAAACUGGCACUCCCCAAAGACUCUAGAAGCCCCUCAGUUAAUUCCCUGGCUGAGGUCCCCGCCAUCUCGUGUCCCCUACGUCCCAGCUGGGAUUUUUACAGAGGGGGCUGUUUCUAGUCAGCCCUGCCAGGAACCAAGCAAGGGCCAGGUAGUCUGGCAGAUAAGCUGGUGGUAUUGUGUAUAUGGGUAUGGGACAUUUGUGUCAUUGUUGUUUGAGUUUUGCUGUUGUUUUGGGGAAAACAGUAAAUAAUAAUAGUAAUAAUAAAGGAGCUG